CCUGCUUUAGUUAGUAACUCUGCUAUUGUAAUCACAUGAGAUUUAAAGUGCUUGUUUUUUCUUUGAUUUUGUAAGGCUGGGAGGGGGAGGAGCCGUCAUGCUCGGCCAUGCUCUUGCUCACGGAACAAGACAAAAAAGGGGAAAGGCAAAAACCGGAGGGAGAAAGAUCACUCUCAACAUGAAUCACCGACAGCUGAAAGUUCAACGUCCAGUAAUACACAUUACAGCUCUAAAACAUGACCUGCAGCCCCCUGGCAGCUGUCAUGACGACCAACCUACUGGAAACUGCUCAUGAAACUUAUUGCAAUGAUUAACAACAAAACUUUCUGCAGCUCUUUGUCACGUAGCAGUGCAUUUUGCUGCAACAAUAGAUUUGUAUAGUUCCUACAUCAGUAGAAAACCCUAGACUACGUCUGAUGUUGAUGAGAAGGGGACAGUAUAAGCAAAGAAGGUGAAAGCAAGGAGGCAUUAAAAUCUAAAAGCACCUCACACUGUUCCCUCUCCUAGAAACCAAACCAUCACUAGGUAAUAAAUGUCAGGGAAACCGGCUCAAAUGCCCUUGGCAUUUAGGUAUGGGAGUGAGAGAGAGAGAGAGAGAGAGAGAGAGACAGAGAGAGAGAGAGAGAGAGAGAGAGACAGAGAGAGAGAGAGAGCUUAUAAUAUAUCCCAAAACACAUUUGACUUUGGCAAAGGUGACAUAAAAAGCUGUGUAUAGCUUCCCUUGCAAUGUGACUGCUCUUUUAAACACAUGUAAAGAUGGAUCUGCAACUCAAGUACAAGAGGAGACCCAGGGCUUCCCUGCAAAAGUAGAAGCAGAAGGCUUUAGAAGGGUGUGACGGCAUUCCCUUUAACUUUCCCAGCUGUGCAACUGAACCCCAUCUUCUCUCCAAUAACCUUCUCCUCUCCAUGUCACAAGCCCCAGCCUCAGGGGUGACGUCAGCCCAGGAUGAGGCCUCCACUGGUGGGGACUCCCCUGAGGUGGAGUGCCCUGUGUGCUAUCAGGAAUAUGACCAGGACCGCAAGCUUCCACGCAUGUUGGAGUGCCUCCAUGUCUUCUGCACCGAAUGUCUUGAUAACAUCCAGUUGUCCCCACUCCACCCGCCUGACCCCCACAGCCCUCCCUCCAUCUCCUGCCCCUUGUGCCGCCACUCCACACCAUUAGAGGGUGGCGAUGCACACUCUCUCCCCUGCAACUCCCGUAUCCUCGCCCAGCUCCCACCUGUAACUUUCCGGCUACCUGUAUCUGUGUCCACUCGGCUGGCCACAGUGACGCAGAGGGUCAUCCUGUCUCUGGAGUCACGUGACACCCGCUUCAUCAUCUUACCCACCGUCAGCCUCCGGGUGGAGCAGAUGGGGGAGGGGUCGAGCUCACCAGAGCCCAUGGAGAGCAGAGCGGUAGUGCUGAGGAGCCACAGGAGAAGCCUGAUGUGUGUGCAGAUGCUGGUUGUGAUAUUCUGGUUGCUUUUUGUCUUGGGCUGUGUGAUUGGGGUGGUUUUUGGCCCAAACUUCUUCCACAACUGAAAGAGACUGAGAGAAAAAAAUUAGUAUGAUAGAGCCAAUUUUCUACUAUAUGACACUUAUGUAUACAUAUUAAUUAUACAGUGCUGUACAAAAGUCUUGAAACAGCCAUAAACCAUUGAGAAGAAAAAAUAAUUUAUUGUUUAAAAAAAGAACAUUAAAAAAGAACAUUAAAAGCACCUCCUUGUUUCUAGACUCACUGUCCAUUUCAUUACCUCCACUUACCAUCUUAACAUAUAAAUGCACUUUGUCGUUCUACAAUUACAGACUGUAGCCCUUCUGUUUAUCUGGAUACUUUGUUAGCCCCC
Messenger RNA from Colossoma macropomum (tambaqui), 1826 nucleotides. Its product is annotated as RING finger domain-containing protein. Gene Ontology annotation, biological process: protein ubiquitination. Gene Ontology annotation, molecular function: ubiquitin protein ligase activity. The transcript has 2 exons. NCBI's taxonomy places the organism in Eukaryota, Metazoa, Chordata, Actinopteri, Characiformes, Serrasalmidae. The record is from RefSeq and is a predicted model, not a curated record. The coding region runs from base 907 to 1521 and encodes 204 amino acids.